Molecule: messenger RNA, 684 nt
Organism: Micromonas commoda
Lineage: Eukaryota; Viridiplantae; Chlorophyta; Mamiellophyceae; Mamiellales; Mamiellaceae
Exons: 1
Coding region: 1-684 (227 amino acids)
Molecular function (GO): zinc ion binding
Source: RefSeq, a predicted model, not a curated record
AUGCGAGUGCUGUUGCAAAUCUGGAAGAGCCGAAGGCCAAACUCGGAGCAGAACUGGCUCGAGAUCCGCCGGGACCUGAGCGCGCUGUACAGCAGGUUCUACGGCGGGUUCCUCCUGGGGUUCGUGAUCAUGUACUGGUGCGCGAACAGCCCGUGGUUCAUCGCGCUGCUGUGCAACUCUUAUUGGCUCCCGCAGAUUGCGUGGAGCGCUUGGCACAACGCGAAGAAGCCGCUGAUGCCCGCGUACGUCCUCGGCACGAGCGCCAUACGCCUGUUGGUGCCCCUGUACGUGUUCGGGUGCCCCGAGAACUUCGUGCGCGUCAAGCCGCAGUUCUGGGUGUGCUGGCUUCUCGUCGUUUGGGUCGCGGCGCAGGUCGCGGCGCUGGCGGCGCAGCACGUCUUUGGCCCGAGGUGUUUCAUCCCCGAUAAAUACCUGCCCGAGGUGUACGACUACCACAGGAGGGUGGAGCCGGAGGUGCUUGCGAGCGCCGGGGCGGGCGACGAGGAGUGCGGCGAGGCUGGCGGGGUGGAUUGCGUCAUCUGCAUGAACGCGGUCGACGCGAAGACACCGAGGGAGCGGAUGGUGACACCGUGCAACCACUUCUUCCACCAGGAGUGCCUGGAGCGGUGGAUGGAGGUGAAGAUGGAGUGUCCGACGUGCCGCGGGGCGCUGCCCCCGCUGUGA